AUGAUGCGUGUCAGCAUUCUGAACAAGGCAGUUGCUAUGGCGUUGUGGCCCUGGAAAUUGGUGUGUUCUGGUAGUUCAGAUAAUGGUACAAGCUUGUUGGAUGGUGGUAUGGAUGAGGAAGACGGCUUGCUUCAAGCAGCAACCUACGACAUCGACGCUAAGGUUCUGCCGUCCCCGUCAUCAUAUCCAGCUGCCUGCGGCAAGUUCUGCCAACAUGCCAGCGCAGCACUCCUGUGUGGCAACGCCCAGACGGCUUUAGCGUACCUCUUGUCUCUGGUCGGGGCACGCACAACAUUCAAACUGUGA
Molecule: messenger RNA, 306 nt
Organism: Prorocentrum cordatum
Lineage: Eukaryota; Dinophyceae; Prorocentrales; Prorocentraceae
Source: the annotation of a GenBank genome assembly